CUCAUUGUUUGUGCGUCACAGGUGUACCCGUUAAUCAGGUAUUUGUGAACGGCGUUGCCAGAAGCUCGGUCAAUCAGAAGCAAAACCUUGUAUGACAAGAAUAAACUCUGUUUAAGUUUUAGUUAAUCCUCUAAAUUACCUUUGACGUGUAAGCAGCUCGCGUCCUGUUAAUGUCUUCACCGCUCCCAGCAAAAAAAAGUGCCACAUGACCUGUGUCAAGUAGGAAGUGGCGAGCUAGCGAGCAGCAGCAACUAGGAACGCACGACGGGAGGAAGCAGUGAAUACUCCGAAAUCUCAUUCUAGACGUUUCCCAGCAGAUACGUUUGCCUUGCUGAACAGACAGAGCAAUAAGUUAGCCGUAGUCAUGUGCUUGAAGGUGGUGUUUUUCGCUGUAGUUGUGGCUCUGAUUGGCGCAUCAGCCGCGACAGACUCAGAUGGAUGUGCCACUUUGUCAUGCGCUGAAUGUACAAUCGCUGACUGUGCUUGGGUCAACUGUACAACAUCUAUUGGCUGUUACAACAUUACUCUUCAGGACAUAAAGGACAAGUGCAACACCACUGAAUGCUUAGCUGUUGAAACAACAACUGUCCAGAAAAGUAGUGACCCUACUUCAGCUGCCCCCACUCCUCCUCCUCAUACAUCCUUCCCUCCCCCUGUUGUCACCACCACAACAGCAUCUAACAGCAGCAGCAGCCCGCAGCCCACCACAGACAAUGCAACCACCACCACCACCUAUGUCAACACCACGACUGUGUCUACAGCCUCUACUUCAACUGGAACCAACACAACUACCACAACAGUUUCCCCCACAGUUAACCCUCACAAGCGCUCAUCCUUCGACGCUGCAAGCUUCAUUGGUGGGAUAGUGCUUGUGCUGGGCCUGCAGGCUGUCAUCUUCUUCCUAUACAAAUUCUGCAAGUCCAAGGACCGUAACUACCACACCCUUUGAAGCAGCACCUCUGUUGGAUUUACACCACUAAACCUGUCCCCCUACUCAGCACACGCUCAUCACAAUGGACUCAAACAGUGUUUUUAAACAGGUUUUUCUUUUUUUUAAUCUGUUUGUGCCACUCGUGGCUUCAGCUUGCAUUAGUGUGGUAGUGUGUAUUAGGGCACCCAUGCAUGCCUGUAUGUGUGAUAAUUCCCAUUGCACCAGCUUGUACAGCUAAGUAGAUCUCUAGUGAUGUGGCAUUUGAGCCUUUAGUGUAUGGAUUACAGUGCAUCAUUUUGGUAGCUACUCCCACCUCCAUCAUGCUGCUGGUCAUCCUGCGGAGACCAUUCUCCAUCAACUUGAGGGGGUUUUGUGUUAUUUACAGCCCCCCUUCUCGUGGCUUCCGUAAUUAAAUACACCACGAGUGGUCACAUGAUGCUGCAUUUUAUUUUGAGUUGAAAACACUGUUUGAGUUCACAGCUAUUCUUAAACAUGACUGUGAUGAUUCAGUGUUGCUUUUAGCCCAUUGAAUCAUGAGCAGGUUCCCUCUCCCCCAUACAGCUGUAUUAUGUAAUGUGUUCAUAGAUGAUGUAAAAAAGGUGGGGUUAUCAUGAGGUUAUAAAAGCAACACCCAGUCAUCUGAUGUCAGACUAAAACCAGUAGUAAUCCUUCUGUUCUUCUGGUAAACAGAAGAUGAGUGUCUCCUUUGGCAUUUAGGAAUGUUUUCUGCCGAAUUCCCUGAGGAAAUCAUUCACCCAAUAAGAGUGGUUAAAAAUGUCAAACGCCAACUGCCAGUAGAGCGGCUCAGUGCAAUAAAUCGUUUAUCAAUUUCAUUUACCAACCAUUAAACCCCCAGCUGUUAUUUCUCAUCCUGGCUAACAUCUGAUCUGACCCACUUGGACUGCUAAUGUGGAGCUGGCCCUUCAUUAGUGAGAAAGGGUGACGGUGAACUAUUGUAGAAUAUGAAUCGUGUAUAAAAUGGAGAAUGUGGAGAUAAUGAAAAUGACAUGGACCUUUCUUGAUGUGGUCAGUGAUGGCAGCGAAGUGCCUUUAAUGUCCAGUAUGACUUAAAGAGAGAAAUGGAAGAGGGCGAGUCUCUUCUUCCUGGUUGAGGCCUGAGUGUUGUCAUUAGUUUGUUUGUAAGAAAGAAGCACUAUUGCAAGCAGCUACUGGUGAACAGUGAGAAGCGCAGUAUCCCAGCUGGCCUGAAGAAGAGCCUAUUAUUGUUGAAGAAUACAAUGGCUAGUUGUGACUCAAGGACCGUUGAAGUUUUUCCCCAUAUAGAGAGGACUGUAUUCAGUGAAACCUAUGGUCCUCUCACUGGUGACCUUUUUUUUUAAAGAGAUCAUUUAAAGGCACUCCCCUUUUUGUAGACCCCAGUGCUGCUUCCAAAUGUCCUUCCAUCUCAUGGUUUGUUUCUGAACUUAGUUGUGAAUUGUGUUAAAUUACAAAGCCCUCACAGUGAGCUGGAAAUUUUGGGCCGCUGUUUGGGGCUAUAAAUCUGGGAGUGUACCUUUUAAAGAAGUGACCGACUUUUCGGGCUUAAUUUAAACAUUUGAGUGUUGUAGGUUGCUUAGGGAUAAAAAUGUUGGAGUACUUGUUUGGGCAAAUAAGAAUUUGGACCUCUGAUUUCUGCCAUGUAAAUGAGAUUGUGAAUGGAGUGCAGAACUACAACAACUAAGUGACUCUGCUACAGCUCAUGUCAAGUUAUUUAAUUAACUUGCUGCCAAGUGUGAUUUUGUCCCUUCUGUAUAUAGCCAUGUCCUGGUUUUUGUUCGUCUUCUGGGUUUCAACUUGAGGAAAGGCUAAAUGAAGGAUCGUUUUUCUGAAAUUUUUGCUCGCAGUGCUUGUCAGUGUCAAGAAUGAGUUGUUCAAAUGCCUUUUUUAAUUAUUGCAUGCUGGAUGCUUGGGGGUUGUGGGUUUUUUCCCCUCAUGGCAUAUGCUCUUAAGGAUUUAGACACACUCAAAAACCACUUGAUUAUUUAUGAUUAGCUCAUAUGCUAGUUGAGGAAUGCCUUGAAACAAGUGUGCAUUAAGCCAAAGUCCUCCGUUUUGGCAUGGAUAUUAAAUAUUGCACUGACAAGCUUUGUUUUGUAACUUGGUAAAUGUUUUCAUGGUUCAGCAAAAAGAAAAAAAAUCAGAUGCUUGUAUAAAUACUUAGUGUUGGAUAUUAACUAGAUAAUGGAUGAAUAAUCACCUUGUUUUGUAUCGCCACAAAAUGGUAAGAAAUUUGAGUCCAUAUGUUUUUUUUUUUGUUUGUUUUUGCUUGCGUAAUUUAGGGUUACGUUUUCUGCUGCUCACCAUUGACACGCUUUUAAACCUACAGUCACCUGGUGGCAUUAGGCUACAUCCCAAAGACCCAAGUAGGGCGGGUUUCUACAGAGUUUUGCCUUAGCUGCACCAAUUUGUUCAUUCUCUACAUGAGGAGGCCCUUCGCCCAAAUUUAGAGACAUAGUUGUAUUCACAGCUGUUGAGUGGUAUAUAACCACCGAAUUCCUUAACAAGACAGCAUCACAUGUUGACAUUAUAGUCUCAAAACAGCUCUGGUAUCCAUGGAAACCAUUAGUCAGUCCAUUGUGUUGCUUCUCCUACAAAAUACUCAGUCCCUGCACCUCUUAGGGAAAAGUGCCUUAUUCAGUUAAUAUCCAUAUAUAGAUGUAGUUUGUAAACUGAUAUGCCACACCUAUCAAAUGUUAGUGGGACUCAGCACUUUCUAGGUUUGGAUUUCUAUGCUAUAUUUUGCUUAAUGUCUGUGUUGUCACACUCGGCCUUAACUUCUUUAUCAAAUCCACAGAGCAUUUGCUAGUGAUAAGCUGUCCAGAUAAUACCAAGUUACUUCUGUUUGAAAAGUUUGUUAGAUGUGAGCGGAUGGGAUGUUUAUAUGGCUAUAACCAGCUAAUGAUUGGCAUAGAUUUCAACCAGAUGAAGCCUGGUUGCAGCCGGUACAACUUUUCAUCUCCUCAUUGUGAUAAAACGACUCACCGGUACUGUUGUAACCACAGCCACAGAACUCUCGUGUUCUUUACCGCAACAUUUCCUCCACAGUCAUGUGAUAACUUGACAUUGACAGUAAUUUUCAACUGUGGCAUUAAAUGACUUGUUUUCUGUCCACUAGGAUUUUAAA
This is a messenger RNA of Monopterus albus (swamp eel), 4055 nucleotides long. RefSeq names its product CD164 molecule, sialomucin (gene cd164). Gene Ontology annotation, cellular component: cytoplasmic vesicle. The record is from RefSeq and is a predicted model, not a curated record. The transcript is spliced from 6 exons. Bases 365 to 949 code for a protein of 194 amino acids. NCBI's taxonomy places the organism in Eukaryota, Metazoa, Chordata, Actinopteri, Synbranchiformes, Synbranchidae.